This is a messenger RNA of Morus notabilis, 2040 nucleotides long. RefSeq names its product dynamin-related protein 4C. Lineage: Eukaryota; Viridiplantae; Streptophyta; Magnoliopsida; Rosales; Moraceae. Gene Ontology annotation, molecular function: GTPase activity; microtubule binding; GTP binding. The coding region runs from base 1 to 2031 and encodes 676 amino acids. The record is from RefSeq and is a predicted model, not a curated record. Gene Ontology annotation, cellular component: microtubule; cytoplasm; membrane. The transcript has a single exon.
AUGGCUGGUCCUAAGGUUUCGUCUUCUCUCAUCAAAAAGUUCGGUUCUAUGAAAGUCCAAGAUCAGGAACACUCUCUUGCACUGGCCCAAGUUGAUUUCAGUUCAUCACCGAUCGUUUCGUCCUGCAACGACCGGAUUCGUCCCUUCCUCAACGCGGUCGACCGGCUUCGGAACCUUGGGGUAAUGGAGGAAGGAAUUCAGCUCCCGACCAUCGUCGUCGUCGGAGACCAGUCCUCCGGAAAGUCGAGCGUGCUCGAAUCCCUCGCCGGAAUCAGCCUCCCUCGCGGCCAAGGAAUCUGCACCAGGGUCCCUCUCAUCAUGCGGCUCCAACACCACUCCAAUCCUCAACCGGAGCUCUUCUUGGAAUUCAACAGCAAAGUUGUCCCGACCGACGAAGAGAACAUCUCGGAGGCCAUAAACCAGGGCACUGAUGAGAUUGCAGGCAAUGGAAAAGGCAUAUCCAACACCCCUCUGACGCUUGUUGUGAAAAAGAAAGGCGUUCCUGAUUUGACAAUGGUUGAUCUCCCCGGAAUCACUAGAGUUCCGGUCCAUGGACAGCCUGAGAAUAUUUAUGAUCAGAUAAGGGAUAUUAUUAUGGAGUAUAUUGUCCCUCAGGAGAGUAUUAUACUCAAUGUUUUGUCUGCAACUGUAGAUUUUCCGACUUGUGAGUCGAUUCACAUGUCGCAGACGGUGGACAAGACCGGAGAGAGGACGCUCGCGGUGGUGACUAAGGCGGAUAAGGCCCCCGAAGGGCUUCUAGAGAAGGUAACGGCUGAUGAUGUUAACAUCGGACUUGGUUAUGUUUGUGUUAGGAACAGGGUCGGUGAUGAAUCCUAUGAGGAGGCAAGGAAAGAGGAGGCUCGGCUUUUCGGAGCUCAUCCUUUGCUUUCGAGGAUCGACAGAACGAUUGUCGGGAUUCCUGUUUUGGCCCAGAAGUUGGUGCAGAUUCAAGCUUCUAGUAUUGCUAGAAACCUGCCUGAGAUUGUGAAGAAGAUCAAUGACAAGUUGUCUUCAAAUCUCAAUGAGCUCAAUAAGUUGCCGAGGAACAUGUCCACGGUUGCUGAAGCCAUGACUGCUUUCAUGAGAAUUCUUGGGUGUGUGAAGGAAUCUCUGAGGAAACUUCUUCUGAGAGGGGAAUUCAAUGAGUAUCCUAACGAAAAGCGCAUGCAUUGCACGGCGAGAUUGGUUGAGAUGCUGAAUCAGUACUCGGAUGAGCUUCACAAGUGCGAGGAAAGCAAUCCCAUAAGGAACUUUCUGAUGGAGGAGAUCAGGAACUUGGAGGAGGCGAAAGAGAUUGCGCUGCCUAACUUCCUUCCUCGCUCGGCUUUUCUCUUUGUCCUGCAAGGAAAAGUUAAUGGAAUUUCAAGCAUUCCUAUAGGCUUUGUUGAGAGGCUGUGGGACUACAUUGGGGAGGUGGUGAUCACGGUUUUGAUGCAGCAUGUCGAGGACUAUUACCAGCUGCAGCUGUCCACAAGACGCUCUGGCCACAGCCUGAUCGCGAAGAUGAAAGAAAGAUCGAUUAAGUGGAUAAUGGAGGUGGUGGAGAUGGAAAAGCUGACUGAUUACACUUGUAACCCGGAGUUUUCCACAGAAUGGACUAGGCUGAUGACUCUGAAGGAUGGAUUCUUACACAGCGUCUUGCAUGAUGAGAACAGGCCGCCGAGGGUGAAUUUAGACGGCUUCGGAGAGAUCGAUGUGGAGCAUCUGAGGCAGCACCCGCAUCUUCUUCAUCAGGCUUUUGAUCUAAGGAUGAGGAUGAUUGCUUAUUGGAAGAUUGUGCUGCGAAGACUUGUUGAUUGCAUGGCUUUACAUUUGCAGCUGAGUGUUUUCAACCUUGUCAAUAAUGAUUUGGAGAUGGAGAUUGUCUCUGAUCUGAUGGCUCCUCAUGGUGGUGGCAUUGAGAGGCUGAUGGAGGAAUCGCCUUCCGUUGCAACAAAGCGGUCAAAACUGAGUGGAAGUGUCAAGAAGCUGCAGGAGUGCAAGAGUGUUUUGGCCAAUAUCAUGGACCGAGUCGCUUCUUGUGGUGAUUAGAAAGUGUUC